Prunus mume (Japanese apricot) is the source of this 570-nucleotide messenger RNA. The record is from RefSeq and is a predicted model, not a curated record. Lineage: Eukaryota; Viridiplantae; Streptophyta; Magnoliopsida; Rosales; Rosaceae.
UCUUCUUCUCCUUCUUGUCUUAUUAGAUAUAAUUUGCCCUCCAGUUCUCCAGUAUUUACAAGUUCUGCCCUCCUCCGCCCUCUCCGUUGGUGCUCAAACCACCACCAGCACAACCACCAGCUCCGGUCUCUGACGCCGGUGAAGGUGACGGGCAGCCUCUCCUCCGCCGUGGAAACUUCAGGUUCAGGCAAUAGCAGUCAAGUUGAGGAAGGAGAGAAGAAGCUGCUACUCCAAGUCAAGGAUUUAACGGCGGUGAUUGCCGAAUCGAAACAGGAGAUUCUCAAGGGUGUUAACCUCACCGUCUACCAAGGAGAGGUUCAUGCCAUAAUGGGAAAGAAUGGUUCAGGGAAGAGCACUUUUGCCAAGGUUCUGGCUGGGCAUCCGGAAUACGAAGUUACAGGAGGCAGUGUGGUGUUUAAAGGGGAAAACUUGCUGGAAAUGGCAGCGGAAGACCGGUCGCUUUCUGGGCUUUUUAUGAGUUUCCAGUCUCCAGUUGAGAUCCCUGGUGUCACCAACAUUGAUUUUCUCAACAUGGCUUACAAUGCCCGCAGAAAAAAAUUAGGACUGCCU